Messenger RNA from Rhododendron vialii, 1286 nucleotides. Its product is annotated as F-box protein At3g07870-like. Lineage: Eukaryota; Viridiplantae; Streptophyta; Magnoliopsida; Ericales; Ericaceae. The record is from RefSeq and is a predicted model, not a curated record. The transcript has 2 exons. The coding region runs from base 28 to 1185 and encodes 385 amino acids.
ACAUUCUUUGUCCGGCGCCAUGUUCACAUGAAGCUUGAAACCAAGUUAAAGAUCCCACUGCGCAACGCAGAACUGGCGAUGAACAAUGAAGGUGAUGCGAAUGUUAGUAGUAACUCUAAAGGUGGGGUUAAACGAAAGCGGUGCAUCAAGCUGAGGCCCAAAGAUCACAAGCUCAAUUUGGUGAAUUCUUGCAAUGGGUUUCUUUGUUUGUCUGAGCCAUCACGGAAUGAUCCUGUUGUCGUGUGUAACCCUAUCACUGGCGAGUUCAUAAACCUUCCAAUUCCUACACAAGCUGAUGAGAAAACUAGACGUGUUAGUGACUGUGGUUUGGGAUUCAGUCCAAAGACAAAUCACUACAAGGUGAUUAAAAUUUUUCAUCUACAGGAAUGGGUUUACGAACAGGUUCGUGAUCCCAUUACAGGCAGGGAAAAUUAUAGCAGAAGGGUGGCUGAGAUACAUACAUUAGGAACGGACUCGUGGAAAAGGAUUGGGUGUGCACCUUCAUCAAUGUAUGGCUAUAAGCUCGAAUUCCCCUCAUAUCUUUAUGGUGCUCUUCAUUGGAUUCUUAAGGACUACAAUAUCUCUGAAUAUAUAGCUUCUUUCAACUUUGACAAGGAAAUAUUCCAACCAGUUCCACCACCUCCACUGAGACGUGGUAUCAUUAGCUGGGAGAAGAUGGAGAACAUUUCGUUGGGGGUAUUGAGAGACAUGCUUUGCAUAUGUGACCAUGAUUCUCAUGUUUUUAAAAUCAAUAUAUGGGUGAUGAAAAACUAUGGUGUCCAAGAAUCUUGGACAAAAGCGUUUCGUAUAGAUGCCACGACUAAGCAGUCGAGGUGGCUUCGGGGCGUGUACGUACCAAUAAGUUACUUGAGAAGUGGAGCUAUCCUGUUUUUUCAUCGUCUGGCCAAUGCUGUGGUUUAUUACAAGGCCAAAGGGCGGUUCCUCAAGUUUCUAAAGGUUCAAGGGGUUAAAUCUAAAUAUGAAGCAAUUGCUUAUACUCCCAGCUUCAUCUCCAUCAAUGACGCAGUGAUGGGAGACAAUCUGGCCACAUUGAAUGUCGCAUCAAGGUGUGCAGGGUUGAAACUGCAGGGAGAGACCAAAGCUCUUUUCUUAAGAGAGGAAGAUGAAGAUAUGGAUUCAGACUUUGAUUUGUCAUCUGAUCUUGAUUCUUCAACAACCGACUAGCAAGUGCUGGUGUUGAGACUGAUGGAAGGGGCGAGUAAUGGAGGCAAAAUUUAUGCAGCCAAAAAGAGGGCUCAGGAGUUUUGGCAAUUACAAGCUUAUAU